Molecule: messenger RNA, 897 nt
Organism: Haliotis rufescens (red abalone)
Lineage: Eukaryota; Metazoa; Mollusca; Gastropoda; Lepetellida; Haliotidae
Product: zinc metalloproteinase nas-13-like
Exons: 8
Coding region: 86-850 (254 amino acids)
Biological process (GO): proteolysis
Molecular function (GO): metalloendopeptidase activity; zinc ion binding
Source: RefSeq, a predicted model, not a curated record
AUGCUCCGCUCCCUGAACAAGGCAUCUGACGUAAGCAGCUGCAGACCUGGGACUAGUCAGUGUGCUGUUCACACCUCGAGGCGACAUGUUGUGGGUGAUUGCCGUCCUGUGUUUGGGGUACUCCUUCGCUGUGCCCCUGGGGCAGGCCCCGGAGACAGCUGAGUUCAAUGAGGAUUUCCCAGAGGAGAACCCAGGACUCUUUGAGGGUGAUAUCGAGCUUAGACCAGGACAGGACCCACUGAGCCGCAAUGCCUACAGGAACAGAGCAUACAGAUGGCCAAAUGGCGUGGUACCCUAUGUAAUUGACACUCACCAUUUCUCUUCCUCCGCGCAGAAUACAAUCCACAAGGCCAUGCAGACCAUCUCCGACAAAACAAAGCAUAACGGCCGAGCUUGUAUCACCUUUACACCACGUUCAAAUGAAACAGCGUACAUCAAGUACCAGGGUGGAUCAGGAUGCCAUACUCCUGUAGGAUAUCACCACAGUACUUCUGGUGUGACACUGGGAUCUGGGUGUGGCAGAAUCGGCACCAUCAUGCACGAGACUCUCCAUGCCCUGGGCUUCUGGCACGAGCAGAGCCGCCCCGACAGAGACAGCUACGUCACCAUUGAGUGGAGCAACAUCCAGAAUGGUCGUGAGCACAACUUUGACAAGUAUUCCACUACCAUGAUUGACACCCUCGGACAGCACUAUGACUACGAGUCCGUCAUGCACUACAACGCCCACAGCUUCGCCGUCGACCGCAGCAAGCCAACCAUUCUUGUCAAGCAGAAAGGAGCAGUCAUUGGACAGAGAACUCACCUGAGUCCCAUUGACAUCAAGAAGAUUCAACUGUACUAUGAAUGUUAAGAUGUACAGGCACGGGAUGUUUAGUCAUUAAAGAGAGUCUGACGUAA